Molecule: messenger RNA, 2146 nt
Organism: Erythranthe guttata (spotted monkey flower)
Lineage: Eukaryota; Viridiplantae; Streptophyta; Magnoliopsida; Lamiales; Phrymaceae
Gene: NAP57
Product: NAP57 homolog
Biological process (GO): snRNA pseudouridine synthesis; rRNA pseudouridine synthesis; box H/ACA sno(s)RNA 3'-end processing
Cellular component (GO): box H/ACA snoRNP complex
Molecular function (GO): RNA binding; pseudouridine synthase activity
Source: RefSeq, a predicted model, not a curated record
UUCACCUCCAUCAAAACCCUAAACCCUAGUUACCCUGCAACCUUCCGCCUCCUAUAAACCUCAACUUUCCCCCAUUUCCCUUUUUCUAUUUUACCAGACAAACCCUAACCCUAAAACUCCCACCCCCCACCACCGCCAUGGCCGGCCUUCAGCCACCUCACUCCGACAGUUCGAAGAAGAAGAAGAGCAACAAGUCCACCGGCGAAGACGAAGCCAAAGACGGCGGCGAUUUCCUGAUCAAGCCGCAGAGCUUCACCCCUUCCAUCGACACCUCCCAAUGGCCGAUUCUGCUGAAAAACUACGACAAACUGAAUGUCCGUACCGGCCACUACACCCCACUCCCCUGCGGCUACUCCCCCCUGAAACGCCCCAUCGCCGAGUACAUCAAGUACGGCGUCAUGAAUCUCGACAAGCCGGCGAAUCCUUCCUCCCACGAAGUAGUCGCCUGGAUUAAGCGAAUUCUCCGCGUCGAGAAAACCGGCCACUCCGGUACCCUCGACCCGAAAGUCACCGGCAACUUGAUCGUCUGCAUCGACAGAGCCACCCGUUUGGUGAAAUCUCAGCAAGGCGCGGGGAAGGAGUACGUCUGCAUUGCCCGGCUCCACUCGAAGGUUCCCGAAGUUUCGAAGGUCGCCAGAGCACUCGAAACCCUAACCGGUGCGGUUUUCCAGCGCCCUCCUCUGAUUUCCGCCGUCAAGAGGCAGCUCAGGAUCAGAACUAUUUACGAAAGUAAGCUUCUCGAAUACGAUGCCGAUAAGCAUUUAGUUGUUUUCUGGAUUUCGUGUGAGGCGGGUACUUAUGUUAGGACAAUGUGUGUGCAUUUGGGGCUUCUGUUGGGCGUUGGGUCCCACAUGCAGGAGCUUCGUAGGGUUCGAUCGGGUAUUUUAGGAGAGAAGGAUAACAUGGUUACUAUGCAUGAUGUCAUGGAUGGGCAGUGGGUUUACGAUAACUAUAGGGACGAGACUUAUCUCAGGAGGGUUAUUAUGCCGUUGGAGGUUAUCUUGACUAGUUAUAAACGGCUUGUGGUGAAAGAUUCCGCGGUGAAUGCUAUCUGUUACGGUGCGAAGCUUAUGAUUCCUGGGUUGUUGAGGUUUGAGAAUGAUAUCGAGGUUGGUGAGGAAGUUGUGCUUAUGACGACAAAGGGGGAGGCGAUUGCGCUCGGAAUUGCGGAGAUGACGACUGCGGUUAUUGCUACUUGUGACCAUGGUACCGUGGCGAAGAUUAAGAGGGUUGUUAUGGAUAGGGACACUUAUCCUAGGAAAUGGGGGUUGGGUCCGAGAGCUUCGAUGAAGAAGAAGCUUAUUGCUGAUGGGAAGUUGGAUAAGCGUGGGAAACCAAACGAGGCUACACCGGCUGAGUGGUUGAGGAAUGUGGUUUUGCCCACCGGAGGUGAUUCUGUGGUUGCUAGUCUUGCAGCUUCUGUGGAGGUGCCGCCGCCGCCGCCUGCUAGUGUUGAGAACGUGGAGGGUGCUUCGGUUGAGAAGAAGAAAAAGAAGAAAGAUAAGAAAGAGAAGGAAACGGUGGAGGAAGUGGAGGGGCGAAAGCGUAAAUUGGAGGUUGUUGAUGGUGGCAGUCCUGCACCGGAGGCUGUUGGUAAGAAAUCGAAGGUGGAGAAGGCUGAAGAAGUUGUGGAGCCGGAGAGCAAAGAGAAGAAAAAGAAGAAGAAGAAAGAGAGUGUUGAAGAAGAUGCUGCUGCGGCUGCUGACGGUGAGAAAUCAUCGAAGAAGAAGGAUAAGAAGAAAGAAGAAGCUGUGGUGGUACCCGAUGAGGAGAAAUCGGACAAGAAGAAGAAAAGCAAGAAGGAUAAGAAUGCAGAAAAUGGCGACGCUGCUUUGCCGGUGGUUGAAAGUGACGACGGAGCAAAGAAAAGUGAUAAGAAAAAGGAUAAGAAAAAGAAGCAAAAAGAGUAGUCGAUUUGUGCAUGUUUGUUAUCUGCAUAAUAGUGUAGAAUCGAAGCUUCUUUCUGUACCUUCGGCUUUUCGUCUUCAUGAACUUGGUUUAGAACAAUAUGUUAGUUUUCGAUUUUUGUUUUUUUCUUUUUUACUUUUAUGUUUGGUUAUUAUGUUUCUUUAAGGUUUUGUACUUUAUUAUGAUGAUUCAAAUGUUUUUGUUUGAAUUUCUAAGUAAUAUUAACUUAUUUUAUUUA